Messenger RNA from Melitaea cinxia (Glanville fritillary), 1455 nucleotides. RefSeq names its product isocitrate dehydrogenase [NADP] cytoplasmic (gene Idh). The transcript has 2 exons. Gene Ontology annotation, molecular function: magnesium ion binding; isocitrate dehydrogenase (NADP+) activity; NAD binding. Gene Ontology annotation, cellular component: peroxisome; cytosol; mitochondrion. Lineage: Eukaryota; Metazoa; Arthropoda; Insecta; Lepidoptera; Nymphalidae. The coding region runs from base 103 to 1329 and encodes 408 amino acids. The record is from RefSeq and is a predicted model, not a curated record. Gene Ontology annotation, biological process: isocitrate metabolic process.
AAUUCGUCCUCAAUUGACACGUCUGUGGUUUGAAGUCUGAUAAUCAUAUCAGACUGUUGACCAAGGGAGUUAUCGGCCUUUCUCUUUUUGUAUCAAGUAACCAUGUCGAAAAUAAAGGCUGGACCUGUUGUUGACAUCCUCGGCGAUGAGAUGACUCGUAUCAUCUGGGAUCUUAUCAAGGAUAAAUUAAUCUUACCAUUUUUGGAUAUUGAAUUACAUACUUACGAUUUGGGAAUGGAAUACCGUGACAAAACGGAUGACCAGGUGACAAUCGAUUGUGCUAACGCUAUCAAGAAAUACAAUGUUGGUAUUAAGUGCGCUACUAUUACGCCAGAUGAAAAAAGAGUAGAAGAAUUUAAUUUGAAAAAGAUGUGGAGAAGUCCUAAUGGAACAAUCCGUAAUAUCCUUGGAGGAACUGUUUUCCGAGAGGCAAUCAUCUGUAAGAAUAUUCCUCGUCUAGUUACGGGAUGGGAGAAGCCCAUUAUAAUCGGACGUCAUGCACACGCUGAUCAAUAUAAGGCUACUGACUUUGUCGUUCCUGGCGAAGGCAAACUUGAACUCGUGUUCACUCCGCCGUCUGGUGAACCAGUAAAGUACGUUGUAAAUGAAUACAAAGGUCCCGGUGUCGCUCUUGGUAUGUUCAAUACAGAUGCCUCUAUUAUUGACUUUGCUCAUUCUUCAUUCAAAUAUGCAUUGGAUAGGAAAUACCCACUUUACUUAAGCACUAAGAACACUAUUCUCAAAAAAUAUGACGGUCGUUUCAAGGAUAUUUUCCAAGAAAUUUAUGAAAAAGAUUAUAAGAGUCAAUUUGAAGCCGCCGGUAUCUGGUAUGAACAUCGUUUGAUCGACGAUAUGGUCGCUUAUGCUAUGAAGUCUGAAGGAGGUUUCGUUUGGGCUUGUAAGAACUACGACGGUGAUGUUCAAUCCGAUUCGGUGGCUCAGGGAUACGGGUCAUUGGGAUUGAUGACAUCAGUAUUGAUCUGUCCAGAUGGAAAAACUGUAGAGGCUGAAGCAGCUCAUGGAACCGUCACCAGACACUACCGCUUCUAUCAACAAGGAAAAGAAACCUCUACAAACCCAAUUGCUUCUAUCUUUGCAUGGACCAAAGGACUUUUGCACCGUGCUAAGCUAGACAACAACUCCGAACUUCAGAAGUUUGCUGAAACACUUGAAAGUGUUUGUAUUAACACAAUUGAGUCAGGAAUUAUGACUAAAGAUCUUGCUAUAUGUAUCAAAGGUAUGAACAAUGUAAAGAGAUCAGAUUAUUAUGAAACAUUUGAAUUUAUGGAUAAACUGGCUGAAAAUUUACGAAAAAGUUUGGGGAAAUGACUAUACACAGUGAAACAAUUGAGUAACUUGUAAUGCUUAUUAACAUUUUUGUUUUUAUAAUUAAUAUAUUAAUUAUUUAUGGGUAAAAGAAUAUAUUAAAACUUUAUACGGUGUAAUAAAUUAUAA